GGGUAGGGACCAGUGCUUGCCAGCAGCCCAAGUGGAAUGGGGAUGGUGACUGGGGCCCAGUGCCCUCAUGUGGCUUGGGUUUGCAGCCAACUACCCCACAAGCACCACGGUCCCUACAGCCGUGGUCAGGGUCUGACCAUAGGCAGCAACUGCAGGCGGGCUUUCAAGGCAGAGCCUCAAUUGCCUCCUGUCCUGGAGGUGCCAGGUCCCCCAGCAACCUGCCCAGCCCGGGUGCCCUUGCAGGGCACGGGAGAUGCUUCCUGCAAGCUGCAACCCUGUGCCUCAGGUUGGAAACGGGUCCGGCCUAGGCUGGGUCGCAGCCCAGCUGGACCAGUGCCAGGCUGGGAGCACGGUGCCCAUUGGGGCAGCCCCCAUAUCCCAGCACAGGUGGAGCGGAGCAGGCAGGUGCAGCCCCCACAUGGGGUGGGCAGUGCAGCCAUGGCUGGCGGUGCUUCUGGGCCUGUCUGCCCCUUCUCCUCAGCCAGCACGUGGGGAUUGCAAGAGGAGGCUGCAGCUGCCCCGUGCCCUCACCUCGUGACCCGCUGGCUGCUGCAGAGCUUCCCCCGGGAGGAAGGGGUGGGUGGUGCUGGCAGGACCUGGCCCAUGUGUCAGGUGCAGGGCUGCUGUUGGUCGUGGGCGCAAACAGCCCUAAAUGGCCUGAUUUGCAUAGGGCCUAGGCUGGAACAGCUGGUCCACCCCACCUGCCGGGCCCCCAGGGGCAGCACGAGGCUGGCCGCAGCCUCCCAGCCCGGAUGCCUGGGCUGUGUUCUCGGAGCUGCUGGGCCCAGAGGAAGGGCGUGAGAUGCCGGCGGGCUGAGCCCGCAGCCCGCAGGGCAGGCGCAGGCUCCAGCUUGAGCAGGUGCUGCAGAGGCAGGGUGCCUGCACGAGGGUCUCCUUUCCCUGCCUGCCGGUGGCUCCAAGCAGCAUCCUACCAGCUCCAUCCCUGGCCCAAGGGUGCUGAGCCCUGCUCAUCUACCCACCCCCAGAGGUCCUGGAAGAAGGUGCGGGCACAGCUGUUCGCGGCUGGCCCGUCAGGCGUGGCCCGCAUGGAGCAGUUUGCGGUGCGGGACGGUUCGGGGCCCGAGAAGACAUCGCUACGCCGGGGCGAACGCCGGGUGCUCCGGCUGGCCGACUGUGUGUCCGUGGGGCCUGCCGGCAGUGAGGGCUGCCCCCGUGGCACGGCCGCCUUCUGCCUCCGCACCCUGGACAAGAGCCACGUGCUGGCGGCCGAGCAGCCUGACGAGUGGGUGGCGCAGCUCUGCCAACUGGCCUUCCAGGGCACAAAGGAGAUGGCUCCAGGCAGCAACAGGGCCUCGCCCAGCUCUGGCCUCCACAUGGAGGAGAACACGAUCUACUCGUCCUGGCACGCACCGAACGAGUUCCCAGUACUGCUGCUCCGGACCGAGGCCUCCACCCGCUGCGGCCUGAGCGGGCGCUACCUGCUGGCCGUGCUGCCCGAGCGCCUGGUGUUGAAGGAGCUGCAGACGCGGCAGCCGCUGCUUGCCUGGCCCUAUCCCUUCCUGCGCAAGUUCGGCCAGGACCAGGCCAUGCUGUCCUUCGAGGCCGGCCGCCGCUGCGACUCUGGUGAGGGCGUCUUCACCUUCAGCACGGGCCGCGCUGCCGAGAUCUGUGGUCUCAUAUCCGCUGCCAUCGCCCGCCAGAGGAACCAGGAGCCCUGGCAGCACCCCGCCAGCAGCCCCGAGGGGGCACCAUCAGCGUCCUGGGCCCUCGAGGACGGAGGGGCCGCGCCACCCGCCUGGCUCCGGCCCGAGCACCCUCCGCCCCAGCCCUGCUCACGGGAGCCAGGGGCUCCAGACAGGGUGGACCACACCUUCCCCGUCAUCUACGCCUCCAUUGCCCGGGGCCCGCAGCCCCUGCCUGCUGCCGUCCGGCGGGAGCCGGAGCCGGAGGCCUGGGGCCAGCAGCCCUCCGAGCACCUGUACGAGAACCUGUGCGGCCCGGAGACAGACUGCCCGGGGCGGGGCCUGGACCAGGCGGCCGCGAGCUGGCACCGGAGCUGCCGGGAGCCACCCGAGGGCAGCAGCGGCCCCGAGGCGCCCAUCUACGACAACAGCUGCAUGGUGGCCGCGGCCCGGAGCGGCGCCCCCAGCCCCGUGCUCCAGCCCCGCUACCAGCGGCUGCAGGACCCGGAGGGGCCCGACAGCGCGGCCCACGGCGAGGCCACGGCCAGCAACGGCCUCCGCCGGAGGCUGGUCACGCUGCUGAGCAGGGAGGCGGCGCCGCCGGUGCCCGGCCGGACCCCCAGCCCCGCGGACCGCGCCUGAGCCGCCCGGCGGGGAGAAGGGCGGGGGCAGCGGCCGUCCCGAGGGCUCCGGCGGCGGGGACCGAGCGGGGGGCGGCGGCGCUUCCCGGCAGGACGGGCCGGGCCGGGCGCGCCUCUCCCGGACAGCGACACCCCGCGGGCUCGGGGCGGCUCCGUGCGGCGCCGGUUCCGGCUUCGGGCGCCGCGACCAGGAAAUAAAGGCGGCGCCGGAGCGA
This is a messenger RNA of Alligator mississippiensis (American alligator), 2499 nucleotides long. It is a transcript of the gene DOK3, whose product is annotated as docking protein 3. Bases 753 to 2285 code for a protein of 510 amino acids. Gene Ontology annotation, biological process: cell surface receptor protein tyrosine kinase signaling pathway; positive regulation of MAPK cascade. NCBI's taxonomy places the organism in Eukaryota, Metazoa, Chordata, Crocodylia, Alligatoridae. Gene Ontology annotation, cellular component: cytoplasm. The transcript has 4 exons. The record is from RefSeq and is a predicted model, not a curated record.